CGUCGCGGGAGGUGGGGGCGGGGUAUGGCGCGCUGUGCGGCGCAGGGCGGCUGGCACAAACGGCGGCGGCGAGGCCGGAGGAAAAAGCUCGCCACCCUGACGGGUCCUUUCCCAAGCCCCUAAGGGCAGCAGAGGACUUGGGGACCAGUGAGCACCCCCAGGGCACGAGAAGAGCCUCUGCUGCCUGCCCUGCCUCACCCUGCCCUACGCCAGGCUCAGCCACCCCGGCCCCGGGCUGCAUCAAGUGGAGGAGGCAGAGGCGGAGGAGGGUGGCACCAUGGGCCCGGGCCGUGCCCUCCAUGCCCGGGGGAUGAAGACGCUGCUGCCAUGGACAGCCCGUGCCAGCCGCAGCCCCUGAGUCAGGCUCUCCCUCAGUUGCCGGGUUCUGCGUCAGAGCCCUUGGAGCCUGGUCGGGCCAGGAUGGGGGUGGAGAGUUACCUACCCUGUCCCCUGCUACCUUCCUACCACCGUCCAGGAGCACCUGGUGAGGCCUCGGCGGGGAGUGGGACCCCCAGGGCUACAGCCACCUCCACGACAGCUAGCCCUCUGCGUGAGGGCUUCGGCGGGCAGGAUGGUGGUGAACUGCGCCCGCUGCAGAGUGAGGGCGCUGCAGCACUGGUCACCAAGGGGUGCCAGCGACUGGCGGCCCAGGGGGCCCGGCCGGAGGCCCCCAAACGGAAGUGGGCAGAGGAUGGUGGGGAUGCCCCAGCACCCAGCAAGCGGUCCUGGGCCAGGCAAGAGAACCAGGAGGCAGAGGCUGAAGGGGAGGGCAGCAUGGGCUGCUGCAGUGGCAACAGCGAGGCCAGCGUGGGGCCGAGGGAGGAGGUGCUUCCCACUGCACCCGAGCGCCUGGCCCUGGACUAUAUCGUGCCCUGCAUGCGGUACUACGGCAUCUGUGUCAAGGACAGCUUUCUUGGGGCAGCACUGGGUGGCUGUGUGCUGGCUGAGGUGGAGGCCCUGAAGCGGAGUGGGCGCCUGCGCGACGGGCAGCUGGUGAGCCAGCGGGCUAUCCCGCCGCGCAGCAUUCGUGGGGACCAGAUUGCCUGGGUGGAAGGUCAUGAGCCUGGCUGCCGAAGCAUCGGGGUCCUCAUGGCCCACGUGGACGCUGUGAUCCGCCAUUGCGCUGGACGUCUGGGUGGCUACGUCAUCAACGGGCGCACCAAGGCCAUGGUGGCGUGUUACCCAGGCAACGGACUGGGGUACGUGAGGCAUGUCGACAAUCCCCACGGCGACGGGCGCUGCGUCACCUGUAUCUAUUACCUGAAUCAGAACUGGGACGUAAAGGUGCAUGGCGGCCUGCUGCAGAUCUUCCCUGAGGGCCGGCCUGUGGUUGCCAACAUUGAGCCCCUCUUCGAUCGGUUGCUCAUUUUCUGGUCUGAUCGGCGGAACCCCCACGAGGUGAAACCAGCCUAUGCCACCAGGUACGCCAUCACUGUCUGGUAUUUUGAUGCUAAGGAGCGGGCAGCAGCCAAAGACAAGUAUCAGCUAGCAUCUGGACAGAAAGGUGUCCAAGUACCUGUGUCACAGCCAACCACGCCCACCUAGUGGCCAGUCCCAGAGCUGCAUGGACAGACAGCUUGCCCUGACUUCGGGAGAGCCUCCGGCCCCCUGCUGCCGGCCCAGCAGCCCACCACCCUCGGUGCCUGCGCCCUUUAGGC
Molecule: messenger RNA, 1658 nt
Organism: Lontra canadensis (Northern American river otter)
Lineage: Eukaryota; Metazoa; Chordata; Mammalia; Carnivora; Mustelidae
Gene: EGLN2
Product: egl-9 family hypoxia inducible factor 2
Exons: 6
Coding region: 328-1545 (405 amino acids)
Biological process (GO): peptidyl-proline hydroxylation to 4-hydroxy-L-proline; cellular response to hypoxia
Cellular component (GO): nucleus; cytoplasm
Molecular function (GO): peptidyl-proline 4-dioxygenase activity; L-ascorbic acid binding; ferrous iron binding
Source: RefSeq, a predicted model, not a curated record